AUGUAUCCAACUGUCCUCCUGAUUGGACACCCAAACCAUGAUCGUCUUCAUAAAAUAAGACCUGUUGUAGUACACUUGAACAAAUUGUUCGUGAGUGUGGCACCAUUUGACCAAAUGCUCUCUCUAGAUGAGCAAAUGUGUUCGACUAAGGUAGCUCAUUUUAUGAAGCAAUAUUUACCCAACAAACCCCAUAAAUGGGGUUUUAAGUUGUUUGUUUUGUGUUCACUCUCUGGAUAUGCUUAUAGUUUUGAAAUAUAUUCUGGUAAACAAAAUGUUGACAACUUAUCUGAUGAACCUGAUAUUGGCGUAGUCGGUAAUACAGUGAUUAGAUUGUGCCGUUCAAUUCCACGAAAAAUGAACCAUAUCCUAUAUUUCGACAAUUUCUAUACAUCCGUUCCUUUACUGUAUUACCUAUGGACUCAAGGAAUAUAUGCAUUGGGUACUAUUCAACGUAACCGCCUCGGAAAGAAUUGCAAAUUGCCAGGUGUAAAAGAUUUUAUGAAAGAUUCUAUAGUACGAGGAACAUAUGAGGAACAAGUAGCUGAUUACGAAGGCCUUAAUAUCUCGGUAACAUGCUGGAAAGAUAAUAAGGUUGUCACAUUAGCGUCAACUUAUGUAGGCUCCGAACCAGCCGAAACUGUGAAUAGAUACGACAAGAAACGAAAGAAACAAAUUUCCAUAGCUUGUCCAAAAAUAGUCAAAGAUUAUAACGUCCAUAUGAGAGGAGUUGACCUCAUGGAUAGUUUUUUGGGUAGGUAUAAAAUCAGAAUAAAAAGUCGCAAGUGGUAUAUUAGAUUAUUUUAUCACAUGGUUGAUAUGGCAGUGAUCAAUUCUUGGAUACUGUAUAAGAAAAAAUACCCAAAUCUUACCUUAGGAGAUUACAGAUCUGAACUUGCAGAGACUUUAUGCUCCUAUAAAAAGUACGAUACAAAUAAAAGAGGAAGACCUUCAAGCAAUAAUGUAGAAAGGGAGAUCGAAGCUAAAAAACACCGAGGUCCCGCUAAACCUGUCCCGCCAAAAGAUAUCCGGACUGAUAGUAUAGGCCAUGAUGAAAAAAGGUGCAGCGCUAAAAAUAGAUGCAAACUUCCAGGUUGUAAAGGAUUUUCACGGACUGAGUGCGUCAAAUGCAAGGUUGCUUUAUGUCAUAACAAAAAUCGCAAUUGCUUUGCUGUAUUUCAUUCAUAA
This is a messenger RNA of Parnassius mnemosyne (clouded apollo), 1185 nucleotides long. The record is from the annotation of a GenBank genome assembly. Lineage: Eukaryota; Metazoa; Arthropoda; Insecta; Lepidoptera; Papilionidae.